Messenger RNA from Rhinichthys klamathensis goyatoka, 894 nucleotides. Its product is annotated as gastrula zinc finger protein XlCGF8.2DB-like. Gene Ontology annotation, cellular component: nucleus. The record is from RefSeq and is a predicted model, not a curated record. Gene Ontology annotation, biological process: regulation of transcription by RNA polymerase II. The transcript is spliced from 2 exons. The coding region runs from base 1 to 894 and encodes 297 amino acids. NCBI's taxonomy places the organism in Eukaryota, Metazoa, Chordata, Actinopteri, Cypriniformes, Leuciscidae. Gene Ontology annotation, molecular function: RNA polymerase II cis-regulatory region sequence-specific DNA binding; DNA-binding transcription factor activity, RNA polymerase II-specific.
AUGAAACAAAACCUUAAGAAACACAUGACAAUUCACACUGGAGAGAAGCCUUUUGCUUGCUCUCAGUGUGUAAAGAGUUUUACGGAGAAAAAAGGACUGAAGAGGCACAUGAAAAUGCACACUGGAGAGAAGCCUUUCACCUGUUCUCAGUGUGGAAACGGUUUCGUUGAGAAAAGAAACCUUAAGAUUCACAUGAAAAUGCACACUGGAGAGAAGCCUUUCACCUGUUCUCAGUGUGGAAACAGUUUCAGAGACAAAGCAAGCCUUGAGAGCCACAUGAGAAUUCACACUGGAGAGAAACCUUUCGCCUGCUCUCAGUGUGGAAAGAGUUUCAGACACCAAGCAAACCUUAAGAGACACAUGAGAAUUCACACUGGAGAGAAGCCUUUCACCUGCUCUCAGUGUGGAAAGAGUUUCACACAACAAGGACAGCUUAAAACUCACAUGAGAAUUCACACUGGAGAGAAGCCUUUCACCUGCUCUGAGUGUGAGAAGUGUUUUACCCAACAAGAAAACCUUAAAAAUCACAUGAGAACUCACUCUGGAGAGAAGCCUUUCACCUGCUCUGAGUGUGAGAAGGGUUUUACAAAACAAGAAAACUUUAAAAAUCACAUGAGAACUCACUCUGGAGAGAAGCCUUUCUUCUGCCUUCAUUGUGUAAAGAGUUUCACAACGAAAAAAGGCCUUGAGAGUCACAUGAGAAUUCACACUGGAGAGAAGCCUUUCACCUGCUCUGAGUGUGAGAAGGGUUUUACACAAAAACAAAACCUUAAAUAUCACAUGAGAACUCACUCUGGAGAGAAGCCUUUCUUCUGCCUUCAUUGUAUAAAGAGUUUCACAACGAAAAAAGGCCUUGAGAGUCACAUGAGAAUUCACACUGGAGGGAAGCCUUAA